This is a messenger RNA of Ostreococcus tauri, 1116 nucleotides long. Its product is annotated as unnamed product. The transcript has a single exon. The record is from RefSeq and is a predicted model, not a curated record. The coding region runs from base 1 to 1116 and encodes 371 amino acids. NCBI's taxonomy places the organism in Eukaryota, Viridiplantae, Chlorophyta, Mamiellophyceae, Mamiellales, Bathycoccaceae.
AUGGGAAACUACAAGAAGUCGAAAAACUACCAACCCAACAAGCGCGCGAGCGCGCGCGUUCCCGGCUUCGCUCCCGGCGUCGUCACCGGCGACGCCGCGGUCAAGGCUUUGGGCACCAUUCUGAACGGCGUGCGGCUCGGUGACAUUCCGCCCGAGCGCGUCUUUUACGCGAAGCUCGACGAGCUGAAGAUGCCCGCGAACGUCCAAGCACGCGAGGAAGGUUCCGGGGACACGGAGGAUCCGCGAAUCGCGACGAUGACGAACGUGCGCAACGGGUCGUGGGACGUGGACGUGGACGCGAACCACUCCGGGACGACGCACUUUUCAAAACGCGUCCUACGCGGCUUGACGACGCCGAUGCCGCGCGCGAAAGAUUGUGGGGACCGAUGUACUCCGAGUGUAGGAGUCGUGCUCGACCGCAUGAAGACGAUUUUCGGUGCGUGGAUGGAUUACGGGACGUGGUGCAACAGGGAAGCGGUGACGCAGGCCGAACUGGGACGAUACGAGACCGCGCUGUGGCUCGCGCUCGAGUGCGACGCGUGCGCACAGAGCCCAUUCAUGUUGACCAACGUCGUUCAAUCGUACACGAAGAAGCGUUUGAGGAUGUCGGAUGAUCCACGCAAGAAGGAUGAAGCCGCUCGCGUGCUCCUGGAGGACGGCGUGUGGUCCACGUUAUGCGACAAAGCUUUGACAACGCCGGCGAUGAAGGAACGUUUUGAAGAUAUCAAAGCAAUGCGAGCGGAGCUAGCCACAGCUCCGGCAGGUAUCCACGAGUACACGCCGCAGCAGCUCGUUAACAUGGGUAUUCCUCCGCGGCAAGUUAUGGAGCUCUACGAGUUACUUGACGUCGUCGAUUACUUCGAUCACUUCGUAGAGAGCCACGUCCGAGCGUCCGUCGAAAAAGGCAUUUGCGAAGUGCACGCGGAGAAGGAAGGUCUCGGGACUUUCGACAAACCGUGGAGCACGAUCCAACUCAGCAAAGACUCGGAGACAGUGGUGCGCACGCUUCGCGAGAUAGCUCGCGAGCACAGUUCGCUCUUCUGCGUCGACGUCGUCGACCGCACCGACGACUCGGCGUCAUUACCGAGCGUUCGUCGUCGUCGAUGCCAAACGUGA